Molecule: messenger RNA, 664 nt
Organism: Acyrthosiphon pisum (pea aphid)
Lineage: Eukaryota; Metazoa; Arthropoda; Insecta; Hemiptera; Aphididae
Exons: 4
Coding region: 25-585 (186 amino acids)
Source: RefSeq, marked predicted
GAGUCUUCGGUCACAAUUCACGUCAUGUAUUCCAACGCCAAACACGUCGCCCCUACGGCGGUCCUGAUCCUAAUCCUGUGCGUCUUGAGUACGGACCAAACUCUGUUUUCCCGGAAGAAGUCAAAUACACCAGUUUCACCUGUGGAUAAUGUUGCCCUACAAUCAAAGCCAGUUCCACAAAAAGAAACUUCACAUUGGUGGCAAAUGAAGUUCAAGCCGGCAGAAUCUAGUGAAAAUUCUGUAUCAAAUCAAGUAGCUAUACCUGUACCUGUACCAAUUCACCAAAAGUUGCAAUCUAUCUUUGAAACCCAUUUUAACUCUGACAUAAAAUGGGUACCAUGCUUGUGCCCAGUACGUAAGGGUGAAAAUGUACAACAGCAUCAUCAACAACAACAACAACAACAACAACAACAACAACAACAACAACAACAACAACAACAACAGCCACAAUCACAACAACACCAACAACAACUACAAAAAUCCGGGCCUUCGUAUUACCCUUCGAGCACGACCGAAGCACUAUCCGACCUCUCCAACAAUGACGUACCGCGUUUCAUCUUCUCAAACUAUCCAAUUGAAGCUUGAGAAAAUAUGUUUUCUCAUUGUAACUUGAUCAUUUAAUUUAUUUUAAUUGAAGCAUUAAAUUAUAUUUAUUUAUUCACAA